Conger conger (European conger) is the source of this 3865-nucleotide messenger RNA. It is a transcript of the gene cxcr3.2, whose product is annotated as chemokine (C-X-C motif) receptor 3, tandem duplicate 2. Bases 1452 to 2546 code for a protein of 364 amino acids. Gene Ontology annotation, cellular component: membrane. Gene Ontology annotation, biological process: chemotaxis; immune response; G protein-coupled receptor signaling pathway. Lineage: Eukaryota; Metazoa; Chordata; Actinopteri; Anguilliformes; Congridae. The record is from RefSeq and is a predicted model, not a curated record. The transcript has 3 exons. Gene Ontology annotation, molecular function: chemokine receptor activity.
GCGAUCGAACACCCAUGACUGCGUGCUAAAGGUGCGGUUGAAAGGUCUUCCUCUGGCCCCUGAAAGCUUAGCUGUGGUGUGAAAGGAAGUAGCUAGUGAUGACACAUGUUUUGGAGUGGAGCAACAAUGUCAACACUCACUAAAAUUGCCAGUAGGGUUUAUGCAUGAUUCCAGCUGGCCAUUCCAAAUUAUGGCAGGAAAAAAAUUGAAACAAACAAAAAAAACCCCACAAAGGUCCCAAUUUACUGGGGAGAACAAAAGACUAAGACCAUCUGGAACUGUGAGAAGAAUUAAAGACAAAUGAUAGUUUGACAGGAGAGAACCCAAAAACCAAGGUAAUUUAUUGGGAUAAAUCUGUACUGUACAUAUACUGAAUAAGAUCCUAUAGGGAGGGAUUGCUGAACAGAGAGGUGUGCCAUAUAUGACAAUUGACGAUGCACAUUAUGUGUGAUCUGCCAUCAGCUUACCAGGAACAAAGAGGUUAUCAUUUGUCCUGUUUCAGCAACAACAGGAUGGCCACAAUGCAAACACAGCGCUUUCAUUUCCUUAUUCAGGAAGCAUUCUGAGCAGCCUAGUCAGACCGCCUUCCUAUGAGCCCACGUUUCUCCUUACACUCCCCUCAUGUAAAUGGUAAAUGGCAGGCAUUUAUAUAGCGCCUUUAUCCAAAGCGCUGUACAAGUGAUGCUUCUCCAUUCACCCAUUCAUACACACACUCACACUCACACACCGACGGCGAUUGGCUGCCAUGCAAGGCCCCGACCAGCUCAUCAGGAGCAUUUGGGGGUUAGGUGUCUUGCUCAGGGACACUUCGACACCGCCCGGGCGGGGAAUCGAACUGGCAACCCUCCGACUGCCAGACGACUGCCCUUACUGCCUGAGCCAUGUCCCCUCUCUGCCAGAGCCCCCCCCCCUACCUGGAGGAGUCUUCCUGGGCCCCCUGGGGAGCCCCCCUUCUCUGACAUUUGUAGGAACUACAACUCCCACAAUCCCACAGGACAAUUCCGCAAUGUCCACCCCGCAUGAUGUCUAGUCUUGGUUCAGCCAAUCCUGUAAUGGGAUCCCUCGCUUCCUUCUCUUGUUCAUUCCCUUCUUCGACGCACCCUUUUUGGCCAUUCACUUCAGCACAUCUGCUCCGAGACUCGGACAGAGGCUGAAUGCUGCACAACGCACUACCAGGCCUACGGACACACCUAGUUACCUUGCGGUAACUUUGUGGCCUAUAGCGAGUGGAAACUGGUACGCGGAACGCUACAUCAGUUCACCCCUGCAAAGCUCACCAAGGAACAACAUCAACAAACCUUUCCACCCGGAAGAAGGACCAGCGAACAUCCUUCCAGCAACUGAGUGGACCAGACAGCAAUUUGUGCUCGAAAGGUGGGAAGACAGAGAAGAGUCCUUCUUCAGACAUCUGCAGAGUCUCUGGUACAGCGUUGGGUGUACCAUAGGUAGCCAUGGACGAGUAUGAUGAAUACCCUGAAGACUAUGAUGAGAAUAGCUCCAGCGUCUACACAGAACUGCUCUACCCUGCCCCAUGCAACCUGGGAGACACCUUGCGGUUCGGCCAGCAGUUCUGCCCUGUGGUGUACAGCCUGAUCUUUCUGCUGGCGGUGGUGGGCAACGUGCUGGUGCUGUGUGUGGUGCGACGUUACCGCCACUCCGGCCGCGCCCCGUGCUCCUUCUCCCUGACGGACACCUUCCUGCUGCACCUGGCCGUGUCCGACCUCCUGCUGGCCCUCACGCUGCCCUUCUACGCCGUGCAGUGGGCGCGGGAGUGGGUGUUCGGUGUGGCGGGGUGCAAGCUGGCCGGCGCCGCCUUCUCCGUCAACCUCUACAGCGGCAUCCUGUUCCUGGCCUGCAUCAGCUUCGACCGCUACCUGGCCAUCGUCCACGCCGUCAGCGUGGGCUGGCGUCACAACACGUGCCACGCGCAGAUCGCCUGCGCUGCCAUUUGGGUCGCCUGUCUCGGCCUGGCCACCAUCGACUUCUACUUCAGGGACGUGGUGCAGCUGCCGCGGACCAGCACCCACGUCUGCCAGCUGGCGUUCUCUCCAGAGAGCUCGGCGACCUGGCAGGUGAGCCUGCAGCUGGUCACCAUGGUGGUGGGCUUCGGGCUGCCCCUGCUGGUCAUGCUCUACUGCUACGUGCGCAUCUUCCGCUCCCUGUGCCACGCCACUCGCCGGCAGAAGCGCAAGUCCCUGCGGCUCAUCGUGUCCCUGGUGGCCGUCUUCCUGCUGUGCUGGGCGCCCUACAACAGCUUCCGGUUGGUCGACAGCCUGCAGCGGCUGAGCGUGAUUGGCUCGGGCUGCGGUCUGGACCACGCCCUGGAUGUGGGGUCCCUGGUGUCGGAGAGUCUGGGCCUGUCGCACUGCGCCAUCAACCCGCUGCUGUAUGGCUUCGUGGGGGUGAAGUUUCGCAGGGAGCUCGUGGAGAUGUGGAAGGAGAUGCUGGCGGCCUUCGGCUGGGGACCGAGAGUCAAGAGGCAGAGGGCCCCUGGGUCCUUCAACUCCGACAGCGAGAACACCUCUUAUUUCUCUGUUGUGAUGUGAACUUUGCUAUUGACAAAGUUGAUUGAUGAAGUUGAUUGAUAACGCUUCAAACAAUGACAACAAUGACAACGACAACAGCAAAAAAACUAACUAACCCUGCUUUAAUUACCUAGCCCAAGUCUGAGCUAUAUUGCUGUUUAUACAGGUUCCAAGCUCACCUCUCAGAAACACCCAAACCUGACAUCUCAAUUGAACCCCACAGAGCCAUGCUACAGGUUGUGGUGAUUCUUUACAUUGGCUGCAUAUACAGUACUGUGCAAAAUGGCAGCAUAUUAGAUGCUAUCAGAUAGCUUAUCAUUACUCAGCCCAGUUAAAAUAGCUAUUUGCUCAUAACCAAGCUUUUUCCAAUGCAAAUGAGACAUACAAAGAAUAUGUGAAUACAAUGAAAGAACAAAUGAAUACACUUGAAUUCAGCUGGUUGGUUAAAGAAUUUUGUAGCAACCAGAACAGGGUUCAAACAGUAUUGGUUUUGGAUUCAAAUGCUUUUCUGCAUGUGACUAAGCUUGCCUGGUGUACUGGAAUGAAAUGACAUGCUUCCAAAUGUAUAAACCCUGCCUAUCUGCUCCUCAUUGCAGGCUGAAAUGCACCAGGCAAGAUCAAUAGAUCACGGAAAAGUAUUUGAAUCCAAAAACAAAUUCUAUUUAAACCCAGGUCUAGAUCUAGCUAAAUGGUAUACCUUUAAGUCAUUGCAUUUCUAUGGAAAUAGAUGGUUUAAUUUCAGUGGCUGCAGUCUACAGAAACCACAGCAACACUCCCCAUUUGUUUUUCCACUAUAGCUCAGUGAUGUGGUAACCAACAGCCCAGGAACCCCAAAGACGGAAUGCCAACAGCAGGUCCAGUAAAUGACUAUUUAUUCACCAGUGUGCGGACAGGGAGAGCAUCUCAGGGGCAGCCCUCGAGAACUCAAAAUAAUUCCCCUAAUACAUCCCUGGUUUAUGACUGACUGAAAGCCAAUACCCCUUAAGACAUAAUCCACCAAUUAUGACCCUGCUUUACUUUAACAUGGUUUGACCAGCUCAAGAUAUGUUUUUAAACAGCUGGUAGCUGGUCAUUUCAAGCUGGUCACAGCUGGAUUUGACACCAGUGGGUUGAGUAAUUGCUUUUUCAGUACCAGCCAUGAGAACACAAUCAGUGUGAAAGGACUUUUUGCAACAGUGAGAAAAGAGGACAUGAAACAGACAGUUACGACUUCCACUUCUUCCCAGUCUGAAUGUGUGACGUCUGCAAAGGCCUGUGGGCUAUAGUGGUCAUUCUGAUGAGCCAGAUCAUCAUAUUUCUAUGUAUGUUUCUGUGAAUUCACGUGAUGUGGCUUGGAAACC